Messenger RNA from Drosophila eugracilis, 644 nucleotides. RefSeq lists its product as uncharacterized. The transcript has 2 exons. NCBI's taxonomy places the organism in Eukaryota, Metazoa, Arthropoda, Insecta, Diptera, Drosophilidae. The record is from RefSeq and is a predicted model, not a curated record. Bases 97 to 501 code for a protein of 134 amino acids.
GUAGCUUUGUAAGUCUUCAGUCUGUCACUGAAAAACGAAUAAAUUAUUUACCUCAGUUUUAAGAUCGUACAAAAAUAUUUUAAGUCUAAUUUUGAAAUGGUUGAUCGUGGCAAUAAUGCUGUACUCCCAUUUGGGCCAUGUUCUACGGAACUUACAGAGUCUCAAGUCAGCUUCGCUGCACCCAAAAUUAAGAAAGUGCUCCCCACUAGGGAAAAUCGAAUGGAGCAGUUUCUAUGGCAGGAGCUCUUUGCGGAAUACAAUCGACAAGCUUCAAUUAAAGUGGACUUGGGUGAGGACCGCACAGAGUAUUAUGACCAAUUCUGCAAGGAUGUGCCUCCAAAGAAUGAGGAAACUGAAGAAGUUCUGAUUAACAAGUAUCCACUGUACUGUACCGCUGCCGUUACCUUAUGGAAUCAUGAUGGGGAUGUCACCAAGACUUUUAAGAGAAAAUAUUCUAUUACCAGACCUAUUAAUGAGUGUACUGAAAAGUUUGCUCUUUAGAGAGAGCAGUGUAAAUGAAUGCCCCAAAAUUAUGGCUUUUUAUAUUAGGCGCUCCACAAAAAAUUAUUGCACUUAAAUCUUUCACUUUUAAUGCGUGUUUUAAAAUAUUAUUUAUGAUUAAUAAAGAUUGAGUGUAAUUACCA